Messenger RNA from Archocentrus centrarchus (flier cichlid), 2075 nucleotides. RefSeq names its product interleukin 17 receptor E-like (gene il17rel). NCBI's taxonomy places the organism in Eukaryota, Metazoa, Chordata, Actinopteri, Cichliformes, Cichlidae. The record is from RefSeq and is a predicted model, not a curated record. The coding region runs from base 182 to 1810 and encodes 542 amino acids. The transcript has 18 exons. Gene Ontology annotation, molecular function: interleukin-17 receptor activity.
ACACUUCAUACUGCACAUUCGAUAUCAUCACAUUCAGCACACAUCCAACAGGAGAAGCUCACCAUCCAGCUGGCUGCUGGCCUCUCAGUCAAGCCCGGAGAAAAGAAGACGGUUUCUACUAAGAAGAGACACAGAUCACAAAGACUGGAGCAGAAGACUGUGCCCACUCCCGGCUGCUAAAAUGAUUCUGUUGGCUGGCUUGCUGCUGCUGCACUGCUGCUCGAGUCUGACUGCAGGAGACAACACAGGACUGGAGACAUGUAUGAGGUGUUCUCAGGGACUUCACUGCAAGACCAAGGCAGGCUCUUUGCUUCCACGUCCAUGCGAAAACCCCUCCGAAGAUCUCAACACCUCCACCGUGUUCCACAACGUCAGCCUCUCCACAGUCAUGAAGUGUGCGAGGAGGCAGAAGUGCUCGCUGCAACUCGGAAUCAAAGCAAUCCUGCAACUCACUGACUCCAUCCAUGGCGUGUCCAUUUGUACCACGACUGCUGGGAUGAUGUCGAGGUGCAAAACCUUGAGCUUCACAAGGGCAUCGAGAGAAAGAAUGUCUGGACUGCAGGUUGAAAUUGAGAGUAACUGCACUGAAGUUUCUCCAAACCAGCCUGUGCAAGUAACGGUGAAAACAAUCCCAAGUUACUGUGGAAUAACCUGGACUGGCUCCUAUAUUACUCCAGGAUGCAGUCAUGAAGAUUUUAGAAGAAAUGUUCCAGAGUGCAUCACUGGCAGACUAUCGUACGAAGUGAAGCCAGACAGGAAGGAGCUAAGUGUCAAUGUUUCAGACAUGCUUCACGAUCACAACUACCACCUCCGUCUCUGCCAUAAGGAUUUCAUCUGCAGUGGCACAGGAGCCUAUACACUGAUAAAGAAGGAGCAACCCAUAAAGAGCGCCACGUUCCCAUACUCUCGACCUCUGCCCUGCCUCUGCAUUGAGGGCUGGUCGGCCGUGAUGGAUGCCCCGAGAGUCCAGGUCUGCCCAUUCAAAGACCGUAUUGAGGAACUGUGGUUUGGAAUUACCUUUGAUCCACUGGAAGAGGCUCUAUUAUGGGAGCCUGCUUGUCCGAUAACAGCUGUGGCUGCAUUGUGCCAGAAGAGAGACGACGGCGUCUGUGUGGAUCUGCCACAGUCCUCCCAGAAUGUUACCAGAGAAAAGAUAAUCUUCUCUAAGGUGGAUCCACAUGAUCAGCUGUGUGUGAAGUUUACUGCAGGCUCUGAGUCGUGGACCAAGUGCCCGUUUGCCGGUGGGAGAAUCCAAGCGUGGCAGCUGGUUGCGACAGGACGAGAGGGGCGUGAAGAAGUGAAGAUUGUGUCGCAGAUCUCUGCAACAUUUUCUGUGGGGUUGUGCGUGAGGUCUGAGGGGUCUCCUGCUUGCCAGACGGCUGAAACACACUCCAUGCAGGUGGUGAAACAAAAAGCUGUUGACUUAAACCUGAAAGGGGGACUAUGCAACUCUUGCCUCCAGGUAAAAAGGCUUGAUGUGAAGUAUGCCGCCACAGUCACUCACUGCCUUAAACAAUGCAAUGAGUCAUCACCUCUCAGUUCAGACUUGACCUGGGUAUUUGUACUGGCUGGUGUUUGCCUCCUUGGAGUAAUAUGUGUUACUUUGGCGCUUCAUGUACUACUAACAGUGUAUCGGAGGAGGAAACAGAAAAGAACUGGAGCCUGUGCCUGUGAAAAGCAAAUAGGUCCUGCUUCCAGCUGUGUGGUUUCUGUGUUACAAACUCAACCUGUUGUCCACGGAGGGGUCUUCAUCCCCGACUCACCUCAGUGUGGAAACAACGAGAAGGCCAACUUACUCUCCAAAGAGUGAUGUUCUUGUAAAUGCUUUGUUUGCAGUGUGCAGCAUAAAGAUGUUACAAAAGCAAUUAAGUUCUCUGAUGAAUUCAGUAUAUAUUUUUGGCACAGACAUUUCAAGUGGUCUGUAACUUAAUGUAGAGGUGUUGGUUAGUAUGCUUGUUUUUUAGUUACUAGAUGAUGUAUUUUGUGUGUCUGUUUGGGAGAAAGUUGUUUUAAAGUAAAAAAAAAAUCUGAAUUAAUCUUGCAGCUACAAAGGUUUUGUCUCAUAUUGUAUAUUU